Messenger RNA from Pan troglodytes (chimpanzee), 465 nucleotides. It is a transcript of the gene SOD1, whose product is annotated as superoxide dismutase 1. Gene Ontology annotation, biological process: superoxide metabolic process. Gene Ontology annotation, molecular function: copper ion binding. The record is from RefSeq and is marked provisional. The transcript has 5 exons. The coding region runs from base 1 to 465 and encodes 154 amino acids. Lineage: Eukaryota; Metazoa; Chordata; Mammalia; Primates; Hominidae.
AUGGCGACGAAGGCCGUGUGCGUGCUGAAGGGCGAUGGCCCAGUGCAGGGCAUCAUCAAUUUCGAGCAGAAGGAAAGUAAUGGACCAGUGAAGGUGUGGGGAAGCAUUAAAGGACUGACUGAAGGCCUGCAUGGAUUCCAUGUUCAUGAGUUUGGAGAUAAUACAGCAGGCUGUACCAGUGCAGGUCCUCACUUUAAUCCUCUAUCCAGAAAACACGGUGGGCCAAAGGAUGAAGAGAGGCAUGUUGGAGACUUGGGCAAUGUGACUGCUGACAAAGAUGGUGUGGCCGAUGUGUCUAUUGAAGAUUCUGUGAUCUCACUCUCAGGAGACCAUUGCAUCAUUGGCCGCACACUGGUGGUCCAUGAAAAAGCAGAUGACUUGGGCAAAGGUGGAAAUGAAGAAAGUACAAAGACAGGAAACGCUGGAAGUCGUUUGGCUUGUGGUGUAAUUGGGAUCGCCCAAUAA